AUGACUGUCACUAUCAAGCUUGCAAACGGCAAUCAACAUACAGUUGAAGUGGCGGAUUUUAACAUCACAGUUGCGGAGUUCAAGAAUCAAAUAGCGGAAACACUAGCGAUCCCAGCGGAGGAGCAGCGCAUCAUUCUACGUGGAAAAGUGUUGAAGGAUGAGGGAGUGCUUUCAGCAAUUGGCAUGGAGGACGGCAAUGUUAUACACGUCGUACGAAGCAAGAAGAGUGUAGCCACGGCACCGGCAACGAAUGUUUCAAGCACUCCAGGCACCAGUGAUACUGUUACAUCACUGAAUACACAGUCGCCUGCUACUGUAGCCACACAGCCCGCACUCCCACAGGCUACUGCCAAUCCAUAUGCAGCUCUAAUGAGCAACUUCGGUGCACCACAGACGCAGCAACCUGGCUUCGGCGCUGCUGGAUUCCCUGCCUCAGGAAACCCUUUUGCAAACAUGGGUAUGGGUAUGGGCAUGGCAGGUGGAUUGGGUGAAGCUGGCAGCCCCACACCACAGCAGGCGAUAGAACUGAUGCAGAAUCCUAUGAUGCAACAAAUGAUGCAACAGGUACUCAACAACCCCCAGUUUAUGCAGUACAUUAUCCAAAACUCUCCGCAACUGACUGGCCUGCCGCAGGAUCAACAGCAGGCUGUUAUGGAAAUGAUGCGAAACCCAUACAUGAUGCAGCAGGCAAUGGCAAUGAUGAGCAGUUUAGGAGGUACAGGCGGUGUGCAACCGGCAACUUUGCAGGCUGCCCCGACUCCAGCCGUAGGAACUGGGUUCAACUCUGCGAUGUUUGCGCCCCCCGUGCCACAAGGUAAUCUGCGGGAAGUUUAUCGAGAGCAGUUGCAGCUGCUGCGAGAUAUGGGAUUCCCCAAUGAGGAAGCGAACAUUGCUGCCCUACAACAGGCUCAGGGCAACGUGCAGUUCGCACUGGAGCGGCUUCUUGGUGCUUGA
Molecule: messenger RNA, 954 nt
Organism: Leishmania braziliensis MHOM/BR/75/M2904
Lineage: Eukaryota; Euglenozoa; Kinetoplastea; Trypanosomatida; Trypanosomatidae
Product: putative ubiquitin-like protein
Exons: 1
Coding region: 1-954 (317 amino acids)
Biological process (GO): nucleotide-excision repair; proteasome-mediated ubiquitin-dependent protein catabolic process
Cellular component (GO): cytosol
Molecular function (GO): polyubiquitin modification-dependent protein binding; damaged DNA binding
Source: RefSeq, a predicted model, not a curated record